UGUGACUGCGCGCCCACGCGAUCCGCCAGGCAGAUGCGGAGAAAGCGAGAGAGGAAAGGCGAAGCAUCACUUUAACUUAAUUGAACUUUAUCUCCCGAACACUGGGACUCUUGCCGGGCGUAUUUUAUUACACACCCAGGACUGACAAUCAUUUGAACGAACGAGGUUUUUUUUGUGUUGGAGUCCCGUUUGACCAUGGAUUCAGUCGCACCUGGGAAAAAAAGAGUGAGUUCAGAGCGAAGGAAGGAGAAAUCCAGAGAUGCGGCACGUUGUCGGAGAGGAAAAGAGUCAGAGGUGUUUUAUGACCUGGCCAGAGAACUGCCCCUCCCCCACAGUGUGACCUCUAACCUGGAUAAAGCAUCAGUAAUGAGACUCGCACUCAGUUACCUGCGCCUGCGUAAACUACUGAACACAGAGGUACUGAAUGUGGAGUCGGAAUUAGAUUCUCAAUGGAACAGUUCAUAUAUGAAAGCUCUGGAUGGGUUUCUCAUGGUUCUUUCUGCUGAUGGCGACAUCGUCUACCUGUCAGAAAAUGUCAGCAAGUGUCUGGGCCUUCCUCAGAUUGACCUCACUGGACACAAUGUGUUUGAGUUUACUCAUCCAUGUGACCAUGAGGAGCUCAGAGAAAUGCUGGCACACAGGACUGGUCUGUCUAAGAAAGUGAAAGAGCAGCACACAAACAGAAGCUUUCUAUUGAGGAUGAAAUGUACACUGACCAGUAGAGGGCGCACUGUCAAUGUCAAAUCUGCCUCCUGGAAGGUGUUGCGCUGUUCGGGCCAUAUCCACACAACAGAUGGCAUCAAGAAGGGUGUGUGUGAGGAAAAAAAUGUGUGUUCAACGUACCUGGUGCUUAUCUGUGAGUCUAUUCCCCACCCGACGAACAUUGAGGCUCCUCUGGAUUCUAGAACAUUUCUCAGCCGCCACACUUUAGAUAUGCGCUUCACCUACUGCGAUGAGAGGAUCACAGAGCUGUUGGGUUUCGAGCCAGUGGAUCUGUUGCAGCAUUCUGUGUAUGAAUACUAUCACGCGCUGGAUUCUGACCACAUGACCAAAACACACCACAACCUGUUUAUAAAGGGACAAGUGUGCACUGGACAGUACCGGCUCCUUGCUAAAGCAGGAGGGUUUGCUUGGGCAGAGACUCAAGCCACUGUGAUCUAUAACAGUAAAAACUCCCAGCCGCAGUGUGUGGUCUGCAUUAACUACAUCCUCAGUGGCAUUGAACAGCCCAAACAAAUCCUGUCCCUUCAGCAAACCAACAGCACAAAAAUAAAACAGGAACAGGAAGAACACUAUGAGGAGUCACUCGGAACUGAAGUGAGUACGGAAGAGUUGAAAGAAGCGAUAAAGGCAAAUAAUGAGAAGAAAGAGGAGUGUGUGAGAGAGGAGCUACAUGACAGCCUGAAGGGGGAGCCAGAAGCACUGACUGUAGCAGACCCUGUCCUCGCUCUGGAUAUCACCAGCACAGAGUCUGCACUUUCUGUGUUGACAGAAAUACCUCUCUACAAUGACGUUAUGUUGCCCUCUUCAAGUGUCCUGCUACCUCUCUCACCCCUCUCUCCUACCUGCUCCUCCCUAAAUGAUGAUGAUCCCUCCACAGCCCAUCUACAACCUGACGACUUCCAAAUCCCACAAUCUUCGCCUCCUGAUCCUUCCAGAUCCCAGGUCAAUCUCCCUUUGGAUUCAGAAUUAAGCGAACAGCUAAAACCGGAUCACGUGGAGAGACUAUUUUCCAUGGAUAUAGAUUCCAAGACACCCUUUAAUACACAGGGAGUGGGUUUGGAUCUGGAGAUGUUAGCUCCAUACAUUCACAUGGAAGAUGAUUACCAGCUGCGGACUGCUUCUCCAGCUGAGUCAAUGUGUUCCAGCCCGGGUUCAGCGCUUGAACUGACCCCCUCCAGCAGCACACAACCUGCCCCUGCUCUCCCAGCAGCCCCUCUAGACUUAGUGUCCAGUGACACUGUUCCACAGAACACUAGAACCACAAAGCAGGACAACAGCAGGGAAAUUAUUCAAGACAGUGAUAUUUCUUCCAAAUGUCAGACCAACCCAAAGCUACUCAAGAGAAAACUGGAGACCAUACCUCUGUCUGAAGCAAUAAGGCUUGGUUCUGUGCUGCAGGUGGUGACUGAUUUUCCAGAGAAAAAGGUCAGAAAAUCAGACGCUUCAUCAUCAGAAGGGAUUCGUCAUGCCACGAUACUGUUGCUGCCAUCUGAUGUUGCGAGUAGGUUAUUGAGCAGAUCAUCAGAGGGUGGAGCCGUAACGAUGCCCCUCCCCCAGCUUACCCGUUAUGACUGUGAGGUUAAUGUGCCUGUGACUGGGCGGCAGCACCUGCUACAGGGGGAGGAGCUACUGUGUGCCUUGGACCUACUUAUUUAAUUAAGCCAUACUUAUGUUUUCCCAUGAUUAGGGAGAGAUCAGUGGCAUUAUGGAUUAACUUCCAUUACAAAGAAACACUGGUGAGCAAUCAAAACAGCCGGGAUGCUUCUGCUUCUAAAGAGUCGAUGGUAGAUACAAGCUGGACAUCAAAAUGCAAAAAAAAAAAAAUAUAUAUAUAUAUACAUAUAUAUAUAUAUAUAUAUAUAUAUAAAACUAAUAAAUAAUAAUAAAUGAGGGUAAAACAGAAUGUGUAGAGCAGUUAUGAGCUGUGCUCUUCCAGGUUAGAUAUACGCACAGAGAAGAGAAUAUAUAUAUUCUAUUCUAUAUAAGAUUGUGUUGUGUAACAACUGCAAAUAUUAUUCUUGCACAAAUGACAUGAAUUUACCUGCAGCUUUCAGAAAAUGUUAUUUUAUUAGCACUGCUGUUUUUAUAAUUACUUUCAAGGUAUGUCUAAAUGUUUUCUUUGUUCAGGUCUCUAUGUGUCUCACAUGAAAACGUGGAUGUAAAUGAGUGUAAAUGUUGUGAAAUGUCUAAAGUGGCUGUUAUUUUAAUCCGUUUGAUAUAGUAUACAGCAUUUUAGAGUAGUAAGCAUUUGGUAGAGUGAUCCACACUGCUAAAACUACCUUAAUGUUGAAAUUAUUACUCACAGUUGUUAUUAUUAUUGCUAGAGAUUUCUACUUAGUUAAAUCUCUGAAUAUAUCUAGGGCAUUAACAAGUUAAAUGUUCUCUUGUGUUCUCUAUACGAUUCCUGUGUUAUGUUAACAGUGGCAUAUAGGAUGCAUAAGAUAUGGUACAAUGCUUAGUGUGUGAGCUGUGUGUUUCUCAUGUUCUCCUUCAUCGUGUCACAUUGUCUUCAGGACAACUGUAGUGUCUGUGACGAAUAAAAAAGUUUUUCAACAA
Molecule: messenger RNA, 3279 nt
Organism: Carassius gibelio (silver crucian carp)
Lineage: Eukaryota; Metazoa; Chordata; Actinopteri; Cypriniformes; Cyprinidae
Product: hypoxia-inducible factor 1-alpha
Exons: 15
Coding region: 196-2379 (727 amino acids)
Biological process (GO): regulation of transcription by RNA polymerase II; cellular response to hypoxia
Molecular function (GO): DNA-binding transcription factor activity, RNA polymerase II-specific; RNA polymerase II transcription regulatory region sequence-specific DNA binding; protein dimerization activity
Source: RefSeq, a predicted model, not a curated record